Bipolaris sorokiniana ND90Pr is the source of this 1371-nucleotide messenger RNA. RefSeq lists its product as uncharacterized. Gene Ontology annotation, molecular function: protein binding. The transcript is spliced from 2 exons. The coding region runs from base 1 to 1371 and encodes 456 amino acids. The record is from RefSeq and is a predicted model, not a curated record. Lineage: Eukaryota; Fungi; Ascomycota; Dothideomycetes; Pleosporales; Pleosporaceae.
AUGUCCCUCUCUCGAAUUGGACGGGGCUCAACAAGAACUGUGGGAAAAAUUGAGAGCUGUCUUAUUUGCCAAUUUCGUCAAUUUAACAGAACGACUCAGCACAAGGGCCCUGCAAGACUAAUAUUAUCUUCACAUCAACAAAAGUCUAGAGCUCCAAUUCAGAUCCGGGAAUAUGCUACCAAGCCGAGAUUCGAUGCUCCAAAAGCCCGGGCUGAUGUCGACGAGCGCAGCCGGUUAGGCUUCUAUACACUCGCUAAACAACAAGGCUCUCUCAAGAUGGAGCCUCGCAUAGCGCAGAGUCUGUACCAGGACUUUGUUACACACAAGAGUAAAAUGGAUCAUGGUACCAAUAUUCUGCGAUUAGUAAAGAAGUACAAUGUCGCACUUGACGACGUUUCCUCUCUUGGGAUCAUAACUUUCAAAAUACCUGAUAUCAGCGACCCUGUUAAAAGAGCUCAAAUCCCCCCAAGUCAGCACAAAGCUAUCUCCGGACUGCUUCUCCAAGGGUGUGCCCAAGCUGGUGAUCCUCUAGCAAUUGUGCAUAUCCUGACUGCUGUCUAUCUAAGCAGCGCAGGUGACGAAUCUGUGCAAGAGCUAGCACGCCUUUUUCCGCGUUAUGAAAUUUCCAAAUACCGCCAGACGUUAGAGAGCUUUGAUCAACAAACACUGGAAAAAACCACUGCUCUAUGGCCAGAAGUCUUAACUCUGAAAGGGCUUUUUCUUGAACAGGAGGGUCAAAGACUCAAAGCUAAGGAAACGUAUCUGCAGGCCAUUAAUCCUUCUAGUCUCAAAUAUGAACCUGGGUCAAGACACCCCAUGCAGCUGCCACUAAUCGCGCCGUGGAAUGCACUUGGGUUCUUACUAAAAUCCGAAAAAGAUCCAGAAGUGCGAGCUGAAGCAAAGACUCCAUUUGAGCUGGGUGCUCUAAAAGGCGAUGAUCCGCUCUCAUAUUAUGAGCUUGCGGCUUUUGAGCCCAGAGCAAGCGAGAAGUGGCUACGAUACACAAGUAAAGCAGCAGCAUCUGGUCAUCAGCAAGCCAUGAUAAAUCUCAUCGACUUUUACCAAGAGGCUGCAAAGACUGAAUCUCCCGUUCUCAAAGAUGACGGCAUACGCAAAGCGCUCAAUUGGCUGCUGGGAUGGAAGCCUGGCAGCGCUGCAGCACUAGCGCGGGAAUGGCUUGAGGCUGCAUCUAACGCCGGCCAUAAGCCUUCUAUGCUGCAGCUUGCGGAUUAUCAUGACUCAAACGGUGAUCAAGAACAAGCGAAGGAAUACCUGCGACAAAUACUCGAAGUCCCGAGUGCAGCCAAUCAAAAGGAAGAGUGGCCACAACUCGUUCAACUUGCAAGGAAACGGCUUGCUGGGAUCAGGUAG